UUCACUACUUUUUUUGGCAAAACACAAAAAAAAACAAAAAAAUGUUUAGUAGAGGGGAUUUGAUCGAAGUGUGCAGCAAGGAAACUGGGUUCGUGGGCUCUUACUAUGCAGCCACGGUAGUAUCUCAGUUGAGAAAAGACUUGUUCGUGGUGCAGUACAAGGAUCUCGUAGAAGGGGUUAUCAACAUGCAACCUUUAGUGGAGACUGUCCGACUCAACGAGCUCCGACCGGUGCCGCCCCAGAUUGAUAGUAACGAUGAUGAGUUUGGGUAUAUUGACCAGGUCGAUGCCUUCGACAACGAUGGUUGGUGGGUGGGAAGGGUUUAUGGGAGAACAGACGACGGUAAUUACGUUGUCUACUUCGAAACCACCGGCGAUGAGAUUGCUUAUCCUCGUUCUCGCUUGAGGGUUCAUCUUGAUUGGGUCAAGAGAAAGUGGGUUUCUCGCAACAAUAACAAGGGAAGGCCGCGAUCGGCGGAGCGUGGACGAGGAUCGGAAGGGAAGAAACGCCGGAGAUUGAAUACAAGCAAAAGCAACAAUGUUGAUUCGUAGUAGUGUCAUAUUUUGAUGGUGCAUAUAUAUAGUUGAUAAUAGGGAGAGAGUCUGAUAUAUUUUAGAAAUUAGUGGAUUUUUUCAUUUGAUUCGUCAGUCUAUAUUACGUAAAUCUAAUGUUUUUUUUUGUCACGAAUUCUCUUAUUAUUUGUUUCUUUCUUGGACAUGGAAAAAUUGAAAAA
This is a messenger RNA of Humulus lupulus (European hop), 733 nucleotides long. RefSeq names its product protein AGENET DOMAIN (AGD)-CONTAINING P1-like. Bases 42 to 551 code for a protein of 169 amino acids. The record is from RefSeq and is a predicted model, not a curated record. Lineage: Eukaryota; Viridiplantae; Streptophyta; Magnoliopsida; Rosales; Cannabaceae. The transcript has 2 exons.